This is a messenger RNA of Trametes versicolor FP-101664 SS1, 789 nucleotides long. Its product is annotated as IGPD-domain-containing protein. The transcript is spliced from 5 exons. Gene Ontology annotation, biological process: L-histidine biosynthetic process. The coding region runs from base 59 to 664 and encodes 201 amino acids. Gene Ontology annotation, molecular function: imidazoleglycerol-phosphate dehydratase activity. NCBI's taxonomy places the organism in Eukaryota, Fungi, Basidiomycota, Agaricomycetes, Polyporales, Polyporaceae. The record is from RefSeq and is a predicted model, not a curated record.
CCCAUCCUCCCCGCGCGCGCCCCUAAAAUUCAGCCACAACAUUGAGUGAGAAGAAAGAAUGGCAGCACGCACAGCAGUGAUUGAGCGCAAGACGGCGGAGACGCAGAUCAGCGUCGCGAUCAACCUCGACUGCCAGCCUGGCUCGGGCAACAAGCAGGAGAUCAGCGUCUCCACCGGGAUCGGCUUCCUCGACCACAUGUUCCAUGCGCUCGCGAAGCACUCGGGCAUGUCGCUCCAGAUGACGUGCAAGGGCGACCUGCACAUCGACGACCACCACUCUGCACAGGACUCUGCGAUAGCGCUGGGCACUGCGUUCAAGCAGGCCCUCGGCGAGGUGCGCGGCAUCCGCAGAUACGGCACCGGCUUCGCGCCGCUCGACGAGGCACUCUCGCGCGCGGUGAUCGACAUCUGCUCGCGCCCGUACUGCGUGACGGACCUCGGGCUGAAGCGCGAGAAGGUCGGGGACCUCUCGACGGAGAUGUUCCCGCACAUCUUCUACUCGUUCGCGAUCGCCGCCGGCGUCACGCUCCACAUCGACGUCCUCCGCGGCGAGAACGACCACCACCGGGCCGAGUCGGCGUUCAAGGCGCUCGCGCUCGCGAUCCGUCAGGCGAUCGAACGUACGGGCGGAGACGACGUCCCGAGUACUAAGGGCGUGUUGUAAUCGACUGGGGUUGUUGUUUCUUUCGCUUUCACGCCCCACCCCGUGUCCGAUGUCUUGGAUUAUACAAUCAGGUGCUAUUAAUAAUGUCAACGCAUCCUUGGUGUACAACAAAUGCGAAGCGAGCU